UGUCAUAAUCCCACCACCCCUCCUGAAUUUGCGUGUAUACAUUUUUAAACCUGGAAUAUUUUGUCUUUCUCCUUUCAACGAAAGAGCUUCAAUGGCACAGAUCUAAUAAUCAUCCCCUCUUCAACCAACCAACCAACCACACAACCAGCUACAACCGGAUUGCAAAGCAACCAUGUCGGAAGUCCGCCAACGCCAGAAAUCCAACAAAGCUGGCGGCAGCAGCAACAGCAGCAACAACAACAAGAAACCCAGCAGCAAAGCCCCCAAAAAUGCACGCGGCGGCAUCAGCAUCCUCGACCUAAUCCGCGUGCUAGCGACACUGGUAAUCGCCUCAUGCGGCCUAUCCUACUACAUGACGUCUUCGGAAUCGCUACUCUGGGGCUACCGGCCAUGGUUCACACGCCUGCCAGUAGUGAUGCGCUUUCUGCAAGGUCCCCUAACCCUCACACCGGCCCAACUCUCCCUCUACAACGGCACAGACCCAACCCUCCCGCUCUACGUCUCCGUAAACGGAACCAUCUUCGACGUGAGCGCCAACCCAAUGGUCUACGGGCCGGGCGGCCACUACAACUUCUUCGCGGGACGGGACGCGACGCGCGCGUUCGUGACGGGCUGCUUCCAGGAGGACCUGACGCAUGAUCUGACGGGCGUGGAGGAGAUGUUCAUGCCCGUGGACGAUCCCGCCGAGCUGGCGGCGCUGUCGUCCGGCGAGCGGAAGAAGCGCCGCGAGCAGGACGUGCGCUACGCCCGGAGCCGUAUCGAGCGCGCCGUGUCGCACUGGCAGAAUUUCUUUAGGAAUCAUAAGCGGUAUUUUGAGGUCGGGAGGGUCGUUGGGUUGGAGGUUUCCGGAGAGGGUGAGAAGAGGGAGUUGUGCCAGGCUGCUAGGCAGCAGAGGCCUACGAGGAAGCAGGUCGUUGAGGCUUUGGCUGCUGGGAAGCGGUAGGUUGUUCGUGGACUUCUUGGUGUUGGGUGGGGUGGAUGGAUUGUAUGCUAUAUAGUUUGGGGAUAUCAGGUUGUUGAUAUAUGCAGGCUUAGUUUUGAGCGACGCUGUGACGUUUUGUAUGUCGGAU
This is a messenger RNA of Aspergillus homomorphus CBS 101889, 1070 nucleotides long. Its product is annotated as putative heme/steroid binding domain protein. Bases 173 to 943 code for a protein of 256 amino acids. NCBI's taxonomy places the organism in Eukaryota, Fungi, Ascomycota, Eurotiomycetes, Eurotiales, Aspergillaceae. Gene Ontology annotation, cellular component: membrane; endomembrane system. The record is from RefSeq and is a predicted model, not a curated record. The transcript has 2 exons.